Papaver somniferum (opium poppy) is the source of this 2953-nucleotide messenger RNA. Its product is annotated as histone-lysine N-methyltransferase EZA1-like. Gene Ontology annotation, molecular function: protein binding; histone methyltransferase activity. Gene Ontology annotation, cellular component: PcG protein complex. The record is from RefSeq and is a predicted model, not a curated record. The transcript has 17 exons. Gene Ontology annotation, biological process: chromatin remodeling. NCBI's taxonomy places the organism in Eukaryota, Viridiplantae, Streptophyta, Magnoliopsida, Ranunculales, Papaveraceae. The coding region runs from base 57 to 2696 and encodes 879 amino acids.
AUCUCUCCCUCUUUAUACUGGUCUCUGGGGGAUACAGAGUGACUCUCACUCCCACCAUGUCUAGAGCUUCAGAAUCUGGAGCUAAACCUAAGAAAUUUGAUGAACAAACAAGUGAUUCAUACGGGAAUAUAUCAUCAAAUUUGUUUCGUAUAAAAAAACAGAUUCAAUCGUCGAGAUUAGCUUCGAUUAAAGAAAAACUUAAACGAAAUCAAAAGAGUUUAAAAGUGAAUACAUCUCAGCUACUUCAAUUGGCAACGUCAAGAAAUGGAUCAACAAAUAUGGUUUCAUCUAGAAUCGAAAGGCCAUUAUGUAAGCUAAGUGGUUGCGGUGGUCAUGGGUUAGGGGAAAAAGAUUAUGUUAAUUGUCAGGAUGUUUAUGGCUCAGCGACUACUAAGCUUCCUUUUGUUGAGAAGAUAUCACCUUAUACCACAUGGAUUUUCUUGGACAAAAAUCAGAGGAUGGCUGAAGAUCAAUCAGUGUUUGGGAGGAGACAGAUAUACUAUGAUCAGCAUGGUGGUGAAACUGUGAUUUGUAGUGACAGUGAGGAAGAGCUUCCUGAACCAGAGGUGGAGAAGCAUGAGUUUUCGGAAGGUGAAGAUCAGAUGUUGUGGAGGGCUUUUCAACAGCAUGGGUCAACUCAGGAAGUGUUGAAUAUUCUGACCCAAAUUAUUAAGGCCACUUCAUCUGAAAUUCAGGACAGGUACACGAGUUUGCUAGAGAAGUAUCAAGAAGAACAUCCUAAAGAGGUUGAAAGUUCCGGGAAAACUAAAACGGGAAUAGUUCUGGACAAGAGUCUCGAUGCAGCUUUAGAUUCCUUUGAUAAUCUUUUUUGUCGCCGUUGUUUGGUAUUUGACUGCCGUCUUCAUGGCUGUUCUCAAAAUCUGAUCGCCCCUGGUGAGAAGCAGCUAUAUUCAUCUGGGCCUGAUGAGAAUAAGAAACCUUGUGGUGAACAGUGUUUCCUUCAGGCAAGUAAAGGUGCUGAAGGGCUACCUGAAGGACCAGCCAAGAAAGAUGAAAUUUUACUUUCCUCUAAAUCAGGAUCUUGUCCUGGUAAUGUUGUCACAGAAACUAAACCUGAUGAAAGAAUCAGUGAUGGAAAAAGAGCUGCUGCUAGUAUCUCCAAAUCGGCUGUUGGAGCUUCAAUGAAUGUUGGAUCUCUUUCAGGAAUACCAUCCAAUGAUAAUUUAAACAAGCGCAAGAUUUUAAAAGAUGCGACUAUAACAUUAGGUGGUCCAACAAUGUGUUCCGAUAGACUUCAGCAUGCUAGCAAGAAACUAAAAAAAUUAUCAAUUUCAGAUGUAACAAAUGUGGCUACUGAAGGUCAAAGGAAUUCGGGUAGUGUUUCUAGCACUGAUAGCAUGCGUCCAUAUCCUGGAUCACUCGAUGAGAAUGAGAAGAAGAAACGUGAUCAUGUUUCAAGACUUCCAAGUGAACUUACUGGAUAUUCUACCACUAAGCAUGUCCUGUCUGGCACUGUUGUCAGUGGAGAGAAAGAUGCCAAUGUUAGAGAACGUUUAGAAAGCAUUAGCAUGCAUGUAGAUUUGUUAAAUCAGUCUUCUAAUUCCUUAGAAAGCAAAGCAGAAGGAUCUUCAAGUGGCUGUGGGUGGAAACCUAUUGAGAAGGAGCUGUACUUGAAAGGAGUAGAGAUAUUUGGGAAAAACAGUUGUCUAAUAGCCAGGAACUUACUUCCUGGUUUGAAGACUUGCAAGGAGGUAUCUACAUACAUGCUUGGAAAUGGGAAUGCCAUGCUGCAAAAAUCUUCUCUUUCACCAAAUUCAUGCUUUGAUGACAGUGAAAAACUUGACACUGAUUGUGCGGAUCAAGAUAUGCCGACUAGAUCAAAAAUAUUCCGUCGGAGGGGCAAAAACCGCAAGCUAAAAUAUUCUGCUGGUCAUCCAUCAAGUCGCAAAAGAAUAGCUGAUGGGAAGGACCAAACAGUUAAGCAAUAUACACCAUGUGAGUGUGAUUCUAUGUGUGGAAAGCAGUGCUCCUGUCAUAGUAAUGGAACUUGCUGCGAGAAGUACUGCGGGUGUUCCAAGAGUUGCAAGAAUCGAUUUAGGGGAUGCCACUGUGCCAAGAGUCAGUGUAGAAGUCGUCAAUGUCCAUGUUUUGCUGCUAGGCGUGAGUGUGAUCCAGAUGUGUGUAGAAAUUGCUGGAUUAGCUGUGGAGAUGGCUCACUUGGCGAACCACCAGCAAGAGGAGAUGGUUAUCAGUGCGGCAAUAUGAAGCUCCUUCUAAAGCAGAGACAGAAAAUCCUUUUGUCCAAGUCUGAUGUUGCUGGAUGGGGAGCGUUCAUAAAGAACCCUGUUAACAAAAAUGAUUACCUUGGAGAAUACACUGGUGAGCUAAUAUCCCACAGAGAAGCAGACAAGCGAGGAAAGAUUUAUGAUCGUGUUGAUUCUUCAUUCCUUUUCGAUUUGAAUGAUCAGUAUGUUCUUGAUGCUUAUCGUAAAGGAGACAAGCUGAAAUUCGCGAACCAUUCAAAAAACCCCAAUUGUUAUGCAAAGGUGAUGUUUGUAGCUGGAGAUCAUCGUGUUGGUAUUUUUGCAAAAGAGCACAUUGAGGCUAGUGAAGAGCUAUUUUAUGAUUACUUUUAUGGUCCUGCUCAAGCACCACCAUGGGCUCGAAAACCCGAGUGUUCCAAAAAAGAUGAUUCAUCAGCUCCUCAUGCUCGUGCUCGGAAACAAUCUAAUUGAUAAACACAAAGUGUUCAAACGUACGAGUCAUUUGCACUACAACUCCGUGACUCGAUACAGUUGAAACCAUGAUGUAUAUAGGUAAUGUGGAAUUUAAAAUGGAAGCUUUUCAAAGCUAAAUAAGGUAAAACUACAUCGAAGUAAUAUGCAUCGAAGUAAUAAGAUAUGUAAUAAGUUUUGUUUACUCAACUUGGUUUGAUGUUUUUAAGAAUAUGUUUCAGCAAUGGAAUUCAAUCAUAUAUGAUUUGUCAAGUCAA